CCGAGGAAGCCCAUAUAUAUCCUGAAAAAAGGAAGGGACUGGUUGCCAGGUUCAUAUCUAAUCAGGAGGAAGUAAUUUCUAUCGCUUUCGACAAAUGCAGCUGGAGCCGCUCUUACAAGAGCAGGGGCUGCUGGCAGGGGAGAUGCUGGGAGGACCUUUCCAGUGCUGUCGAGACAAUAACUGAAGAGGUUUGAUGUCUGGAGUGUGCAGACGCACCGAUGCUGAUACUGAGAAGUCUCCACCUGUGUGUUUCUGAAGCAGUUUUUGGGGCAACACCAGGGUGGAGGAAGCCUGCGAAAUGUACACCCGGGCUGCCAACAUGUUCAAGAUCGCCAAAAACUGGAGCGCCGCAGGAAACGCGUUUUGCCAGGCGGCCAAGCUGCACAUGCAGCUGCAGAGCAAACACGACUCGGCCACCAGCUUCGUGGACGCCGGGAACGCCUACAAAAAAGCAGACCCGCAAGGGACGAUUCACCAUCGCUGCCAAGCACCACAUCACCAUCGCGGAGAUCUACGAGGCCGAGCUGGUAGACAUUGAGAAGGCGAUCGCACACUACGAGCAGGCCGCAGACUAUUACAAAGGAGAGGAGUCCAACAGCUCGGCCAACAAGUGUCUGCUGAAGGUGGCCGCCUACGCGGCGCAGCUGGAGCAGUACCAGAAGGCGAUAGAAAUCUACGAGCAGGUCGGAACAAACACGAUGGAUAAUCCUUUGCUCAAGUAUAGUGCGAAAGAGUAUUUCUUCAAAGCCGCUCUGUGCCACUUCAUCGUGGAUGAGCUGAACGCCAAGCUUGCACUUGAGAAAUACGAAGAAAUGUUCCCAGCGUUCACAGACUCACGGGAGUGCAAGCUAUUGAAAAAACUGCUGGAAGCCCACGAGGAGCAAAACUGCGAGGCAUACACCGAGGCGGUUAAAGAAUUCGAUUCGAUAUCGCGGUUGGAUCAGUGGCUUACGACCAUGUUGCUUCGCAUCAAGAAGUCGAUCCAAGGAGAAGGGGACGGGGACCUGAAGUGAAUCGUUCGUGGUAUUCGUGGCAUGCAGCCUCAGCAAUCCGUUCGUGUGUUACAGCCAAGGACCGCUAUGGGAUACGUGAUAAAAUACCUGGCUUUAUUUUGUUGCUUACAAAUCCAAUGACUUGUGUUUCUUUACUAUCCUGCUCUUUGUCGUGACAGUGUGGGUAGGUGAGGAGCCACGCUCCGGGUAGCGCUGGCAGAGCUUUCGAAGGGGAAAGAGGCACUUCUGGCCGAAAUCCUCUCGGUUUUGUUAGCCGUGAACCCAAAGUCUGCCCUCGCGACUGCUGUUUUUCCCCGCUGUUCUGUCUUAAGGCUCGGUACCAUUGACUCCAGCAUGUAAAUACUUUGUCCGCGCCAGUGCAGUACAAAUAAUUGCUUCUGAUCUGUUGCUGUAUUGUUACCGCUUCCCGUUUCUGAACGGACGUCUGUCAGGCACACUUGGACCGGGUGUUUUGGGUUUUUUGUUGUUUUUUUAAACUGUUUCAGCUUUUUUUUAACGGUGCUAGUGAAAGGCUUUGUGACCCUUCCCUGCAGUAUGCAUGCGUGCGCGUCCAUCCUGUGUGUGCACUGAUAAAUAGGUAACAGCCCAGCGCUGGAAGCGUCACCCGCUAGGGGACAGGUCUGCUUAGAUUGGUGUCAGCCCUCCGGCCAGUCGUGGCGAGUAGAACUAGUUAACGGUGUAUUUUGUAUUUCAGAUCUAAAUAUAAAAUGUGAGGUUCUUCUAUAUUUUCUUGGAUCUAUUUUUCCACUUUAUUUUGUGGCGCAUCCCCAUCCCUCCUACCCCGGGAUGACUUGACCCGAGUAAUAAUCUAUUUUUCUAACUUUUCAUUUACGUGAACUCCUGCUGCUGGCUCUGCUACAGGUCUUUUGUGUGCGCCGGGCAGCGGCCGUUAGUUUCCAACCUCUUUGCUGUUGGCGAAGCUGCCUCGUUCUUGUGACGUGCAAAGGUGGCGACCGAGACUCGCUCUCUUGGCUUCAGGGGUCCGGGUGACAGGCAGCUUGAGCUUGCUUUGGAAAAGCAUAGACACGUUUAAAAAAUUCCUGCGGUAACUUUUUUAAGAAACGUGUUUUAAAAUGCCUGCCACCGAGGCCGCGCGUGCGACGCGCUCCUUAACUAGAGGUGAUCAAACUGUUACUUCAUGGGCGUAUAUAUUAAGAUGUCACGCGGUAUUUCUCUGUGAUUAAGUGAUUUUCAGCUGCGCUCCUCACACAUAAAGAAUGAAAAAGUAAUUAAUUGCUUCACUUGGCACAACUGCGGCGUACGUGGGCCCUCUCCCGUGGCCGGAGCAGGAACGGCGGGCGCUGCCGCCCGGCUGGACUCUGGCCCUUGUUUCUCUUGGUGAAGUGAUUGUCUCUGCUCAUAUUCUGGCAGGAAAAAUGGCUUUUGAACUUCUCUUCAGUUUCUUUUUCACCUAGAUAUUUCUGGGAGUAGAGCGCAGUUUGGCUUAGUGGUCUAAGGGGUUUAGUUCUGUCAAAGUGGUGCUUUACCCCUACCACUGAUUUAUGAAAAAGAAAACCAAAAACUGCUCCUGAUACACACCAAACUAUUAUUUUUUGUUUUCUCCUCCUGACUGGGCUCACUGGUCACUCAUCUUCUGUAGACUGUUCUAUUGGUAGAAAAGACCCAUGAGCUGUGCAGAACUGGCACCUGGAUGAGUGAGGCUCGUUCUUCCAAACAACUUCACUUUCUUCACUUCUCAAUGUGUUUUUAAGGCUACUGCUCGUGACAAACCCGUCAUUUUAACUUAGACUUUAACUACGUCUUCCCACAAACUUGGCAAAGACAGACCUUCCACCCCGUUUAGCGCGUGGUCCUGGUCUGUCUCCACCCCAGACGGGAGCCCACCAGAACCAGAGACCGGCUGCCGUUUUCCGAGGGCGUCCCCUUCCUGUACCAGAGUCCUUCGCGGGCUUGCGCCGCCUCCGCUGGGCAGAGGAAACGCUGGGCUUAGGAUGCAGAGCGUGGUAGGGAGGUCAUCUUGUCGCUAAAGCUGGCUUAGCUGCAGCUUUGCUCUCAGUUUGGACAAGAGGGCCCGAAGAUGUAACCGCUGCUGAGCUUACCUGCAUUAAAAGGACGGGGUUAGAACCAUUUUUAAUUUACCUGUUCCCUUAGCGAGCGAAGACCCAUCGUACUGACGGGUUUGUCUUGACUUGCAGCCAAGCUCGUUGGUGUGAGGGGUGCUGAGGCAGAAGCCAUGAGGUUUACUUCUCCUAGCGUCACACGCGGCCGAGGCGAGCAGCUUGCGCCUUGUUUUGUUCUCUGCUCCAGCUGUCAGUGUUAUGCGCAGUCGUGGUAAGAUGUACGUGGAGCAGAAAACCGUACCCGUGGGGUUGUGCGGUCUCUUACUCCAGAGCGCAGUAACACCAUUCAAAUACAAGCAUAGUUCUGUACCAGUAGGCUGCAGCAUGUCCUCCAGUGUAUCAGUGGUAAAUUGUGACGGUUUUAAAAUGACAAUCUGCCACUCUGCUGUAUUCCCCCCCGCCCAGUUCACAACUCUGUACUCUGAAAACUUAUUAAUGAAAUGGCCUUAGCAAGAAUAUAAUGUUUUGUGUGAAUCUGUACAUUAAUAAAGUGAAAAGAAUGAAA
This is a messenger RNA of Phalacrocorax carbo (great cormorant), 3599 nucleotides long. The record is from RefSeq and is a predicted model, not a curated record. Lineage: Eukaryota; Metazoa; Chordata; Aves; Suliformes; Phalacrocoracidae.